GUCAAAAUACACAGCAACGCGUCCACCACUCUCACUAGUCACAAUCUUGUGAAACAAAAACGGUUUUUACUGACUUUCUUUUGUACUCCAUUACUACAGGCAUUCAAGUUAUGACCAGGCCCGUUUACACUGUUAGAAUUUAAGGGUGCCCAUAGUCCAUAAAUCAAUGAAAGUUAUCAUCUUUAUUCACAUCAUCUGCUGAUGGCGGUGUCAUUGUCUGCUUCAGAGUUUGCAUACAGGCUUUAAUAACAUAGUUGGAUGAAAAAGUCUUUGGACCAUAAUGUAGGCUAAUGGAAAAUAUCCACUGUAGUGUGCAGUAAAAAAAAAAAUUGUGCUGAAGAAAUAUGACUGUACAGUGGUGGGAAAACGUUUUUGGGCACCCUUAAAAUUAUAAUCUCAAAUAUUAUCAGCAAUUAUUUGUGGGGAAUUUUUUUGUGUGUGUUUCAAAAGAUGUGACUGCAUGAGACAGACACAAACAAGUACAAAUGAUUUCUUUAUUUUUUUUGGUUUAUUGUUCACAAGAAAAACUAGCAAAACUAAAUUCUUGACAGUUUCGGUAUAUCAGUUCUCAGCAUUGUCGGUAUCAAAGUCAACAAAUAACAGAUAAGGUGUUCAAAACUGAACAAAAAAUAAAUGUUAAUAAAUAAACCAUCACAUCAUCAAAUUAAUAGUUAGUAGUCUUGCCAUUAGCAUAUAGUAGAGCUGUAAUCCUGGCUGGCAUGUUCCCCGCGAGUCUUUCUCACUCUUGAGGGGUAAUCUUGUCCCAUUCUUCUGGAAUGACUGCUUUUAAUUCUCCCAAAUUUUUUGGUUUAUGCUUUGAACCAGACCUUUUUAUAAUCCACCACAUAUUUUCAAUGGGGCUCAUGUCUGGGGACUGAGCUAGUCACUCUAAGGCCUGGAUACUGUGCUCCUGCAGCCAAGUUCUGCUGGCCCUGAAUGUGUUCAAGGGGCAUUAUCUGGUUGAAACAUCAAAUUUUGACCCUGAUUGAACAGAGCACGUGCAGAAGGGAGCAUGUGGGUUUGAAGAAUAGCAAAAUACUUGGCAGAGUUCAAUGUGUCAUCCCAGACAGUGAGAUGACCAACACCGGCAGCACUCAUGCAUUCCCAAGCCAUGAUACUGCUUCCCCAUGCUUGACAGUAGGUAAUGUACAUGCUGGAGAUAAUGCUUCACCUGGCCUUCUGCCUACCCUCACAUUAGCAGGAAGAUAAAACUGGAAACUGAACUCAUCUGACCACAGAAUCUUCUUCCAGUUCCUGUCUGUCCAGUUCUUGUGUGCUUGGGCCCAAUGAUGCUGGGCUAACCUCUGUCUCUCAUUGAUCAGGGGCUUCUUGACAGCCUUGUAGGACCUUAAACCAUGAUCUAAAAGUGUAGGUGGAACACUGGACACCAGUUUGGUUUGGCCACUGCUGUUGAAGCUCCUGUGAUGUGUUUCAGUGGUUUUACCUGCACAUGUGGAUCAGGAUGCGGUAAUUUCUUGCUCAAGAAACCCUUGGGCGUUCAGAUCUUGGUAUGUCUUCCAAACUAUUCAUCUGUAUUUUCUGCAGAGUGUAUCCAACUGCUGAAGGACUGCAUCUGCACUUCCUGUCUAUCUAGUGGGAGCUGUAACCUGCCUGGCUGAGAAUCUGUAUCUUCAGGCAUGUUUCCUUCGUUAGGUUUCUUGUUUUAUCCGUUUCCGACUCUGAAGAACUUUCAAAUGUGCUGACUUUAUAUAAACAUGAAGCACAGCAACAAAAAUUGUCUUUUAAUAAAAAGCACAACCUUCAUUAGUGGAUCACUGGAACCCAGUACUCAGAAAUUUCUGAUGUAUUUUUAUGGAAAUGAUCAAUUUGAAGUUUUUAAUGGCAUUUUUGAAUUUGUUUAAUAUUUUGGUGGUGACUGUACUAAAAGAAAUUGCACCUAAGAGUGAUUCUUAAUGCAAUACUUCAGAAAUGCAUGGAGUGUCAGAAAACUUUCUUCCACCACUGUGGAGUAAAAAUAUUUCACCAGUGCUAUAUUCAGACCCUUUACUUAAGUAAACUCAUUCAGUACCACAAUGUAUCAAAUACUCCACUGCAAAUAAAAGUCCUACAUUCAUUAUUUAUCUUGAUGCUGCAAUUCAAUUAAAGGCACAGAUGUACUGUUAAAAAAUGCAACAAACAUUCAAGAAUGCAGAACUCUAUGUAAAAUUGCUCCUUUCAUCAUGUUGCAUUACUGUGUACCAUAUUUUCCUGUUGUAUUGUGGUCUUUGUAUACUGGUAUUCAGUUAAACCUUUACCUGCAAUCUUUUACUAACUGAUCACAUAUGUUGUGUACACAGAAAAAAUAUAUUAAAACAACAAGUAAAGUACAAGUAAAACAACAUCCUUUAUGAUGUUUUGUUAUGAUUUUCUGCAAGGAUUCAGUGAGUCAAGUGGAAUCUUAUCUUAUUGGAACUGGCGCAGCCUUAAGUAUUCAAAGUCAAGGAUUUGGCAUUGAAGUUGUUGUAUAAAAAGCCGUGCAGCAGCUCAGGGCCUUCCUGCACAGCUCCUCUCUGGGCUGCUUGGAACUGCACUGAGCCAUAUCCCUAAAUCGGGGCCCUCUGAUAGGAAUAUGGCUUUGUUUCUGUGUCUCUGUGUGUUUAUGGCUAUGGGGCUGACGUUGUUCGCUCGGCAGCUGAAGCUCAGGAUGUCCACACAUGGCCCCCGGGAGCCACCCUGCCUCCCAGCGCUACCCCUGAUUGGCAGUCUGCUGAGUUUGCAAAGCCCACACCCUCCUCAUGUGCUUUUCAAAGAGCUACAGCUGAAAUACGGACAGACAUACUCUCUAAAGUUGGGCUGCCACAAUGUCGUCAUCGUCAACCAGCACGUGCACGCCAAAGAAGUCUUGCUGAAAAAGGGAAAGACAUUCGCAGGAAGACCCAGAACUGUAACCACAGAUAUUCUAACCAGAGCUGGCAAAGACAUCGCAUUCGGGGACUACAGUGCUACUUGGAGGUUCCACAGGAAAAUAGUCCAUGGAGCUCUGUGCAUGUUUGGAGAAGGUUCAGCCUCCAUCGAGAAGAUCGUCUGUGCAGAGGCCCAGUCUCUGUGCUCCGUCCUGUCCGAGGCAGCAGCUGUGGGACUGGCCCUGGAUCUGUCCCCUGAGCUAACUCGGGCCGUCACCAACGUCAUCUGUUCGCUCUGCUUCAACUCCUCCUACUGCCGCGGCGACCCAGAGUUUGAGGCCAUGCUGCGCUACAGCCAAGGCAUCGUGGACACUGUGGCCAAAGACAGCCUCGUGGACAUCUUCCCCUGGUUACAGGCAGACUACAGUGACCAUGUGCAGAGAGAUCUGCUGGAUGCUCUCCUGAGAGCCAAACGCAGCGCUGAGAACAACAACACCGCAGAGAUCAGUGCUGAGUCUGUGGGCCUCAGUGACGACCACCUCCUCAUGACAGUGGGAGACAUCUUUGGAGCCGGCGUGGAAACUACCACCACUGUGCUGAAAUGGGCCAUCACCUACCUCAUCCAUUACCCACAGGUGCAGAGGCGUAUCCAGGAUGAGCUGGACAGCAAGGUGGGGGAGGACCGGUCCCCCAAGCUCAGUGACAGAGGCACCCUGCCCUACCUGGAGGCCACUAUCCGGGAGGUGUUACGGAUCCGUCCUGUGGCCCCCCUGUUCAUCCCCCAUGUGGCCCUUAAUGACACCAGCAUCGGAGAUUUCACAGUUAGAAAAGGAACUCGAGUCAUCAUCAACCUGUGGUCUCUGCACCAUGAUGAGAAGGAAUGGGAAAAUCCUGAGCUCUUUGACCCUGGCAGGUUCUUGGAAAGUGGAGGCACAGGUCUGAUCAUCCCAUCGUCCAGCUACCUUCCAUUCGGCGCUGGGGUCAGAGUAUGUCUAGGUGAGGCCUUGGCUAAGAUGGAGCUCUUCCUCUUCCUUUCCUGGAUCCUGCAGCGCUUCACUCUCUCUGUCCCACCAGGCCACGCUCUGCCCAGCCUAGAGGGCAAGUUUGGCGUGGUCCUCCAGCCAGCCAAGUACAAAGUGAACGCCACACCCAGACCAGGCUGGGAGAAGCACAAGUGUCAGGCAUGUUGAGAGUUUCACCCCAAGUCUCCACAACAGUGGCUCUCAGUUGUGAUCUCAGAGCAUGUUUUUUUUUAAUGUAACAUACACUACCGUUCAAAAAUUUCAGGUCACUUAGAAAUAUUUACGUUUUUGAAAGAAAAACAGUUAUUUUUCAGAAAGAUAACAUUAAAUGAAUCAGAAAUACAGCGUAGACAUUAUUAAUGUGGUAAAUGACUAUUCUAGCUUGAAACGACUGAUUUUUAAUGGAAUAUCUCCAUAGGGGUACAGAGGAACAUUUCCAGCAACCAUCACUCCUGUGUUCUAAUGCUACAUUGUGUUAGCUAACGGUGUUGAAAGGCUAAUUGAUGAUUAGAAAACCUUUGUGUAGUUAUGUUAGCACAUGGAUAAAAGUCUGAGUUUUCAUGGAAAACAUGAAAUUCCCUGGGUGACCCCAAACUUUUGAACGAUAGUGUAUGUCACCAGCCAGGAGGUCAAACAUGCAACAGUGCAAUGGAUGUAUGAACAUUUCUUUAUUUUCUAUUUUUUGCCAUUAUUGUUUCUUUGCAAUGUAUUAGAGUCUCUACUAACAGUUCCUACCAUUUCUAAAAUAUGAUCGGGUUUAUUAUAUGCAGUAAUUGUACAGGUUAUCUCUGUUGCCGUGACGUACUUUACAUAAGAAUCUAGGGUUGGAUGAGAGACUACAGUUUGACAUAUUGCUUCUGCAGGUAAGAGUGAUUUAACAGAUAUUCACAAUACUACUGUCCAAUAAUGUAGACAAUCUCGGAUUAUAUGACAAAAGAGUUUGUUGCAUAAUGGGUGGAUCUAGAGGAUCACAUAACAUGACAUUCUCUCAGAGAUUCAUAUUUGUAGACUUUUGAUCAAACACUGAAAAUGUUGGCCCCUCUGCAGAGUUACUUAAAUGAAAACAUGCCAGAAGUUUACAUCUCUUCAACUAAUCACUGCAGCUAGAGCAGAGCUACAACCAGACCCUGUUCUUUUGUGAGGCAUCACAAGCCUAAAGUUGUAAAUGCCUAAGUUUUGAUAUGUAACAUUUAACACAUACUUUGCACAUUGUAGCUUUUCCAAAUCUUUUAAAAUGUAACAUCUAAAAAAGUAACUGCAACUGUUGGACAUGUACAAGGAAAAAUAUUCGACUUUUGAAUGUAGUGCAGAGUUUUAUAAAGCAUAGUUAAAUAUCUUGAAAACUUCAAUUAAAUACAUUACUUGAGCAUGUACUCUGUUACACUGCCCCACUAGGUCACAUGGGACACUCAGUAUAAAGUUUAUAGCAUUAAUUCCAUCAGUGCAGUAGAGUCAUGUCAGGCUACAUACCACUCUGCUGCUCUUAAUCAUUGAUUGUUUUUAAAAUAUGACUUUCAUUGCAUUUGUUUCGACUUUACUGUUCUCUCGUUAGUUUAGAUGCUGCCUUUAAAAAUGUAAGUCCUGGUUGUUGGGAGGUGGAGCAUCCAUGGGUCAAACUAAUUUUUCCAGCACACCACAUAGACACCUACAGAUCUUUAACUGAGAUUUGGGGAAUUUGGUGGCAAAGUCAACAUGAUGAACUCUGUCAUGUUCCUAAAACCAUUCCCGAGUAUGCAUUGUCCCACUGAAAGAGUAAACUGCCAUCAGUGGUUGCAGUGAAGGAUUGAAAAUGAUCUGUAACAAUGUGUUUUCACCUGGAUCAAAGUUAAAUCCACGUAAAUGGCAGAAAUGAAGGUUUCCCAACAUUGCACAGGGCAUCACACUACAUCUACCAGCUGUACACAUGGUGCUACAGAAUAUUUAAAUUCAUCAAACUAGGUCACCAUCUACCACCAUUCAGUGAUCCAGUUCUGAUUCUCAUAGGUGCUUUCUUUUCACAGUGCAGUCAGCAUGGACAUUCUGUAGACAGCAAGCUGCAACACACUCUGUUCUGACUUUUUAAUUAUAGUUUAUUAAAAAUUGUUUGUUUUUACCAA
Acanthochromis polyacanthus (spiny chromis) is the source of this 5961-nucleotide messenger RNA. It is a transcript of the gene cyp17a1, whose product is annotated as steroid 17-alpha-hydroxylase/17,20 lyase. The coding region runs from base 2570 to 4033 and encodes 487 amino acids. Gene Ontology annotation, biological process: hormone biosynthetic process; progesterone metabolic process. The record is from RefSeq and is a predicted model, not a curated record. Gene Ontology annotation, molecular function: steroid 17-alpha-monooxygenase activity; heme binding; iron ion binding. Lineage: Eukaryota; Metazoa; Chordata; Actinopteri; Pomacentridae. The transcript is spliced from 7 exons.